CCAGGGGGGACGCCAGAGCCCGGGACCACGGCACGGAAGCGGCCCGGGGCUGAGCUCGCAGUCAGAUCCGGGGAUGGAGGGAGCUGGAGGAGAGGAGUGAGGAGGCCGGGGAGGGUGGCCCUGCUGUCCUCCUGGAGGCCAGCGGCCUGCUGGCGGCGGGGGAGCAGGCCGCGCAGGAAGGAGAGGGGUCAGGAGGUCGCCGAGCCGCAGCAGGCUCAGCGCAGGCCGAGAAGGGAGCUGCAGGCGCUGUGUAGCCGAGGGCUGGGGUUGGCCAAGGAGGGCCGAGGCCGGGCCUCUGGCGGGGACAGCGAGGCAGGGCCCGGCCCCGGGGCGCGGCCUAGACGCCGGAGCGCGCGGCCAGGGGCAGCCCGGGGGUCAAAGGCCGUUGGGGGUCUCGGGGUCUCAGGGAGUCGAGGGAGGCAGGGGGCUUCAGGUGCUGCCAGUCCCGAGCCGGAUUGGCGAGUUAUGCGCUUGUAGAUCCAGGGUUGGAUUGGGGUGGGGGUCUCAGGGACGGCGGCUGGCCAGGCGAGGAUUGGGGGGAUUCAAGUGCUUGGAGAUCGAAGCCAGGUCUUGGGUAGGGGGAGUCAGACAAUUGGCAAGCCUAGGCGGUUAUCUGGGGAGGGGUCUUCGCGCCUCGUCGGCUGGAGGCCUGCGGCCUGGCCCAGGGAGGCCGCUGGCGCGAGGGCGGGCCGGCUGGGCCGGGCCUGGAGGCGGGCGGGGGGCCCUGAGCGGGGUCACACAGGGUGAGCCAUGGCCACCAGGCGUUUAACCGACGCUUUCUUGUUGUUGCGGAAUAAUUCCAUCCAAAACCGGCAGCUGUUAGCCGAGCAAGUGAGUAGUCACACCACCUCCAGCCCUCUGCAUUCACGUAGCAUUGCUGCGGAGCUGGAUGAGCUUGCUGAUGACCGUAUGGCACUGGUGUCAGGCAUUAGCUUAGAUCCGGAAGCAGCCAUUGGCGUGACAAAACGGUCCCCUCCUAAAUGGGUGGACAGCGUGGAUGAAAUCCAGUAUGAUGUUGGCCGGAUUAAGCAGAAGAUGAAAGAAUUAGCCAGCCUUCACGACAAGCACCUAAACAGGCCCACCCUGGACGACAGCAGCGCAGAGGAGCAUGCCAUUGAGAUCACCGCACAGGAGAUCACGCAGCUUUUCCACAGAUGCCAGCGCGCUGUGCAGGCCCUGCCCAGCCGGGCCCGCAGGGCCUGCUCCGAGCAGGAGGGGCGGCUGCUUCGGAAUGUGGUGGCCUCCCUGGCGCAGGCCCUGCAGGAGCUGUCCACCAGCUUCCGGCACGCGCAGUCGGGCUACCUCAAACGCAUGAAGAAUCGAGAGGAAAGAUCCCAGCAUUUUUUUGAUACAUCAGUACCACUAAUGGAUGAUGGAGAGGAUAAUACUCUUUACGACCGGGGUUUCACAGAUGACCAGCUGGUGCUGGUGGAACAGAACACCCUGAUGGUGGAGGAGAGGGAGCGAGAGAUCCGCCAGAUCGUGCAGUCCAUUUCCGACCUCAAUGAAAUCUUCAGGGACCUGGGAGCCAUGAUUGUAGAGCAGGGUACAGUGCUCGAUAGAAUUGACUAUAAUGUUGAGCAGUCCUGUAUCAAAACUGAAGACGGCCUGAAGCAGCUGCACAAGGCAGAGCAGUAUCAAAAGAAGAAUCGGAAGAUGCUUGUGAUUUUAAUAUUAUUUGUCAUCAUCAUCGUCCUCAUUGUUGUCCUCGUCGGUGUGAAGUCUCGCUAAGUGGCGCUGGGUUCCCGUGGUGCCGCACACUCGGAUCUCCCACGCGUGAGGGGACCGGCCAUGCUGCUAGCUACCUGCAGGGGAGCAGCCUGCCUGUCCAGGGGACUCUCCCAGCCCUGCUCAGCCCAGGGCGUGAGCUUUGGUGUCUCCUUCACUGUCAGGAGCUUAGGACUUUGGAUACUGUUGCAGAAUAGAGGUUGAGUUCUGUGAUCAGUUAUAAUAUAUAUUUUUUUGGAAAGAGAAAAGGAAUUGGAUGUUGGCCGGCCUUGCAGAGCUGUUCAGUAUUACGUAUAUAUGCUAUUUUUUUUAGCAGUUGUGUCUGAGCAGCAUCAUGUUAAAAUAAUUUUUGGAAAAAAUUUUUUUAAAGCCAUGUGGUUUUUAAGAAAUUUGGUACCAAAAAUUUAUGAGUAGAGGCAAAAAUGCCUCUUCAUCUUUCUGUAUAUUUUCCAGUUGACAACAAACUGAGAAGUCCUUUAAGAAUUUAUAAUCCGUUCCCCAUUAACUUAAUUUAGCUUUUCCAUCACUGUUAACGAUCAGAGUAACAAAGUGUGAAAAAUAGAAAGCCAUCAUUGAUGUUAAUUAACACAUUUAGAUGGGCCAGUUCAAACAGCGUCAUAAGUUUAAAUUAAUUGUAAAUAGAGUAUGCCUCAUUUUACAUUUUUGCACUGUGUUUUCUACUAUAAACCAAAGGGGUUGCUAGGCAGAACCACCUACGUGCAGACGUUGGUGACGGGAGCCAAGCUCACUCGCGAGGAAGCUUGACGGUGGCGGAAAGUCAACCAGAUUGAGCCAGCGCGGCCCCUGCUCGUCCCCAGCUGGCCUUGCUCAGCCCAUUACUUACACACUAACCACAUAAUGACCUGUUCAAACCAAACUCCACUUAAUGAACUGUGAAUUUACACAGAGGCCAUUUUAAAUGGGUCACCCCAUUUAGGAUUAGUGGGUCUCAAAUUAUUAACCAAACAUCACUCCAUUUCAAAGUAAAAUAUUCCACCAGCGAUUUGAUUUAUCGGCUCUUCCAUCGCCACUUAGCAAUGCCCGGGAAGCAGGCCUGUUCCCAAGGAUGGUGAGAAUCUUGGGUAGGAAACCCCUCAUUGUUAGGGGUGCGGAUCAGGUCGCCCAGGUGAGACUGUUGUUUACCUGCCUAUGAUCAAUAUGGUGCUUGAAAACAUUCCCGGGACUGUGGAAUAACGGGGACUGUGACGGAAGUCACCCGUGUUCUUGGCCUUGUCUGAGGGGACACCAGACAGUUUUGAUGGUCCUUGUGUCAUUUUUGAUGGCUCUUCUCGUAAAAAGUUUAGGAAGAGCAUGACCUCAUGAACCUGUCACAUCUGAUUUGGACCAGCCGCAUACAAUGCCUUCCGUGUUGGCGCUGGCGUGGUGUCCAGGAGUUGGGUCCAGAGAGAACAUGGGCUGAACCCCAGGCCUUGCCUUGCCACCGCUCCCCAAGGGGCUUCUUCCUCCAGGCAGCCCCUGGUUUUCUUCCUGCUGAUGCGGCCGUGGAAUGGGAAGGACCUGGCUGGGGGCCCUGGCCGUUCAGGAACCGGGCUGGCAUCCCCGAGCAGACACGUGUUAGGGAAACGCACCGGGGUGCCGCCUCGAGUGUGGGGCGGUGACAGACCCCAGAGGACCGAGGUGUUCCCCAGGGUCAGCACGCCGGUCAGGCCGGCAGGCACGGCCACGGCCACGGCCAAGCUGGAUGACCUUUGGAGCUCUGGGAGACGCCGAGUCUUGGGGCCUUCCAGGAAAGUGGCCCUUUAGGAGAAGCUCGCCAUGGGUUCUGUUUAUUUUCAGCAGAUGGGGGUCUCCCCUCCCCAACCCACUUGUGCUGAGAAACUCACAGGGGUCCCGUGGGGUGGCAGAGGGGUCCCAGUCUGCCGGAAGCAGCGCGGGACCAGCUAUGGGCCAGCAGGGCUGGCGAGCCAAGGUGGGAACUGCAGGCCCCCGAGCUGCCCAGUGCCCUGUUGGGGCCCUCAGGCCCCCGUUUGUGGCUGUUGAGCCUGUACUUGGGGGAAGGUCACGAGCAGCCGGGCAAGAGAACGCGCACCUGGUAGCUCAGGUCGUGGCUUCCCUCCAAGUGAGCCCGCGGCGGCCACCGCGUCUGUGGCCACCGGGUCCCUGUUGGGCUGGGAGGUGACCGUCGCUCAGGCGGGUCUCCCCGGGCACGGCGCCCCCUGGACAGGCUCCUCAGGUGGCGCCAGUGGAGUGGCGCUGGGAGGAGAAACAGGAAGGUGCCCGCAGGUCCCCGGAGCGCCUGACCUCUCCCCGGAUUGCGAGUGAAACUGCUGUCUCUUGUUUUGUGCGGUUGGGGUGGGGGUGCUGGCUGGGCCGUGCCUGGGAAGCAGUGUGCGUCUCUAAUUUAACGGAUUUACCGCUUUCUCUGCUAAUUGAGAGAGCAUUAUUUAUUUGUUUUGACACAAGUGCUUUCAGUGUUUUAUUCCAGCUAAUGGCUUCUUAAAGGUAAUAAAACCCUUCCAACCUAAUUGGUCAGAUAAGAUUUUUUUCCUUGUAUGCUUAAAUAAAGCAAUUAGUGAAGCGCCUCUAUCCAAAAUGACUUUUUUUGUCCUUUUUAAAAAACUAAUUUACUGUUACUGGAAACUUUUUGUACAAUAAAGCAAUCAUGCAGAUGAAAGAA
Oryctolagus cuniculus (rabbit) is the source of this 4366-nucleotide messenger RNA. NCBI's taxonomy places the organism in Eukaryota, Metazoa, Chordata, Mammalia, Lagomorpha, Leporidae. The record is from RefSeq and is a predicted model, not a curated record.